ACCAGUUCUCCCGAACUCUGCCAACCCAACAACCGCAAUAAAUAUUCUUCCUUUUUCUCAAAUGUCAUUUUUCCUUGCUAUCAACUCCAAUUCUCGCUUUAAACUUUCCCGGAAUCGCUUCUACUUCACUCCCUCUCUCUCUACUUUCUCUCACUCUCUCUCUCCACACGAAUCUAACAGUGGAUCGCUAAUAAGAAAUAACGUCGUAGGGAGAGAUCAGGGAUGGAAGAGCAAUUGAGACUGGACAAUCCAGCUAUGACCUUCGACGAGGUCUCCAUGGAGCGUAGCAAGAGCUUCGUCAAAGCCUUGCAGGAACUGAAGAACUUACGGCCUCAGCUCUAUUCUGCUGCAGAUUAUUGUGAAAAAUCUUAUCUUCAUAGUGAGCAGAAGCAAAUGGUAUUGGACAACCUGAAAGAUUAUGCCGUCCGGGCUCUUGUCAAUGCCGUUGAUCACCUGGGUGCCGUAGCAUACAAGUUGACUGACCUUAUUGAGCAGCAAUUGUUAGACACGUCUACCAUGGAGCUGAAGGUUUCUUGUCUAAAUCAGAAACUUCUUACAUGCCAAACAUACGCACAUAAAGAAGGUCUUAGGCAGCAGCAACUGUUGUCGAUUAUCCCUAGACAUCACAAGCACUACAUUUUACCAAAUUCUGUCAGUAAGAACGUGCACUUUAGCCCACUUGUACAGAAUGAUCCCAGGCAAAAUCAUUUCCAAGCCAUAUCUCGUCUACAACCAUCAGGUAGCCCUGCGUCAAAAACUCUUUCCUGGCAUUUAUCCUUGGAAACAAAGUCUACCUUGAAAGGGACUUCGCAAACUUUGACUAGCAAUGAAGAAGCAAAAUCUUAUGGGAAAACAUCUGGGGUUUUCAAUCUGUUGGGUAUGCAUAAUAAUGAAGUGAAUACAUGGACAAAAUCUUCUUCACCUCCAGCUCUUUUCGCAAGUGGAGGUCCUGCAGUAAUGCAAACAUUUGGUGUCAGACGCAGGGACCAGCGGGAGGGAACCAAACCUUUGACAGCAUUCAGAUCAUUUGAGAACACAAGGCGUGAGAUGGUUCGUGCCCCAGUUCAUAGCAAAAGCGUACUUUCAGCUUUCUUUGUCAAACAAAAAACUCCCAAACCGAAGGCCACUUAUGUCUCAUGAACCCUUAGCGAGUUAAUCAUGUCAAUUUUCAAACCUUAAUCAUGUUGCCUGUAAUUGUUGUAUGCUUGUUGAUAUCAUCAGUUCGUCUGUAACUAGUGUUUUCUUUUUAUAGCAACUGGAUCGUCUGUAACUAGUUAAUUGCUUGAUUUUAUUCUGCUAGUGCAGAUCAUGCAUGCUUUAUAUCAGCACCUUGCAUAUUUUCUGGGUAA
This is a messenger RNA of Tripterygium wilfordii, 1349 nucleotides long. Its product is annotated as protein ABIL1-like. The transcript is spliced from 10 exons. The record is from RefSeq and is a predicted model, not a curated record. The coding region runs from base 223 to 1140 and encodes 305 amino acids. Lineage: Eukaryota; Viridiplantae; Streptophyta; Magnoliopsida; Celastrales; Celastraceae.